Homo sapiens (human) is the source of this 9233-nucleotide messenger RNA. It is a transcript of the gene SCML2, whose product is annotated as Scm polycomb group protein like 2. The coding region runs from base 5985 to 7295 and encodes 436 amino acids. Lineage: Eukaryota; Metazoa; Chordata; Mammalia; Primates; Hominidae. Gene Ontology annotation, cellular component: nucleus. Gene Ontology annotation, biological process: regulation of DNA-templated transcription. The record is from RefSeq and is a predicted model, not a curated record. The transcript is spliced from 9 exons.
GUAGGGGUUGUUGGGCUUCAGGGCAGGAUGCAGUGUGGUGGGGGCUGAAGUCUCAGAAUGGCGCUGUGCUACAGUUGCUUAGGACUUGGGACGUGGGCUCACUUUCUAGAGCAAUGAUGUUGCAUGAUCUCUAGGCAGGUCCUUAAGCUGUUCUCAGGGCCUGUGAUGGGUUUUUCUGUGGCUAGGGCUGGCGGAGUCCAUGGUGGGAAUAUUGACCACUGUGGAUCUCUCACUUACCCUUUCCCCUCACUGAAGAGCCUCUUCGGGCUCUCAGCCAGUCUUGGCCAAACUGGCUGUCUUGCGUUCCUCUCUUUUCAUGCCUCGGGUGUUUCCUCUUACUUCUUAGAUUCCAGUGUUCCUUCUUAGAUGCUCAGUUUGAAGAUUAUAUACUUAAUAUUUUGGUUCUUCUUUGUGGAGAAGAGGAAUAUUGGAAGCCUCCAGUCAGCCAUCUUGAAGUGAUUUACCUAUUGUAUCUUUAAAAAAUCUCAUGGACUAUUACUAUUAUUACUUACAUAGUCAAUGUUUGUUGAGAUUUACCCACAUAUUUAGCAUGUUCUUUGCUUUUUAUUCUUGACAUCUCAGACCUUUCAUCUGGGAUUACUUUUCUUCUUUCUGAGGUAGAUCCUUCAGAAUUUCCUUUACUGAAGGUCUGCUAGUGGCAUUCUGUCUUGGUUUAUGUUCAUUUGAAUAUGUCAUUAUUUCAGCUUUGUCCUCGAAAGACACUUUCUGUGAUGGUAAAAUACCAGGUUGGCAGCCAUUCUCUUUCAGUACAAUGAAGACAUUCUUUUGACUUUUGGUUUCCAUUAUUGCUGUUGAGAAUACAGCUGUCAGUAUUUCUCCUCUGACUGUAAUCUGUCAUUUUAAAAUCUAGCUACUUUAAUCUUUUCAUGUCAUCUUUGGUGUUUUACAGUGUCACCAUGGUAGUUCUGUUUGUAGGUUUUGUUGAAUCUUGAUGUCUUGGCAAAACCACACAUAUACAAAUACACUGUUUACUUUCAUUGUGAGAAAUUAAGGAUUUCAGAUGGCACAAGUAAUUCAAGGUUAUAAAGCAGUUUUCUUGAUAGCCUUUUGAAUAUUGAGUACAAAUAGUCCAAACCAUGUUAAAGUAGAAUUUGGAAGCAGUUAAGAGUAGAAACAAAUGUAUGCCCACUGCUGCCACAAUCUGUUUUAUAAAUAUUCCCAGAAGUCCCCAGAAGAACUUUGGGAUUCUGGGGAAAGUAUGGUUAAAAACUUGUAGUUGGCGUUCACCCAAAGAUAAUGCAUGUGUGAUUCAUUUUGCUUUUUUUCAGGCAUCGCUUAUUAAUUAUGGAUAGGUUAAUAGUGGUUAGUACAGUGAAAUACUCUUUUUGAGUAGAGAAAACAUUUAGGCAAUACACCAUUUAUUUAGAUGUCAGCUAUAAAAUAAAAGUACAGUUUUUUAGAUAUAAUUUGUAUAUUCUUGAAAGCAAAAUAUUUUUCUAAUUAUUUUUCAUUCUAAUUUUUAACAUAACAAUUUUCUUCUAAUAGAAAAAGUAAAUGCUCAAAGCAAAAUAUUGGGAAAAGCUUUUGGAUACAACUAUCGCAAGCAGUGUGGUAUUUGGCUUCAUACUACUUUUCUUUUCUCUUACACAUAUAACUUUAGAAAACACACACAUGGUCAAAUCAGUGGAGAAAUGUUGAAAUAAGUUAUGGUAUAGUUGUUCUUUAGAAUAAUUAUAGAAUAAUUUAGAAUGAGAGUGUUUCUAGUUAUACUAAGAAGGAAAGCUCUCUAAGAUAUAUUAAGUGAAAAAAGUAAGUCCCCUCAAAUAUAUACAGUGUAAUACUGUUAUGUCAAAACAAAAUAAAUAUGUAUUUCUAUAUGUACCUUUAGAAAUAUGUGUGUAAAUAUGUAAAAAAAAUCUGGAAGGCUAUAUAUCAGAUCUAUAAUACUGAUUAUUUCUGCGAAGGAUGUUGAAUGGUAAGGGAAGUGGUAAUGGGGACUUUUGCUUUUAUCUGUGGCUUUUUUUUAAAAAAAACAAGAAUAUAUUUGUAUAUAGGAUUUGUGCUUUAAAGUAAAUAAAAUGACAAUUUUCGUUUGAAAAGGGGUUAUUGUGUAUAUUCUGCUUUCUUGCCUAUUUUUUUUCAUAAUCUGUUGUGACUGUAUUCCCAUGUAAAAUAUCUCUAUAAAUUGAAAUUUAUGUCUGCACUGCAUUCCAUUGUAUGGCUGUUCCAUAAUUUACUUAACCCAAUCUCUAUUUUGUUAAGCAUUUAGAAUAUUUCCAGAUUUGUUAUUAAACUAGAUGAUAUGAUGAAUACUUUUAUGUAUAUGUCUUUGUAUACCUCUCUGUUUCCAUAGAUAACUUUGCUAGGUUAAGGGGUAUGUUUUUAAGGCUGACAAGUGGUCUUUCAGAAAGGUAUACCCAUUUCCGCCAACCUCAGAAGUAGGUGAAAGUGUUUUUUUCCUACUCUGGCCAACCUUGGGAAUUAUUUUUCUUGUUAUUUUUUGCUAAUUAAAAAAACAAUUGUUUUCCAAAAUUUCAUUUCUUAGAUUACUAGUGAGAUUGAAUCUUUUUCUUUCCAUGUUUUUUGGUCAUUAAUAUUCCUUUAUAGUUUGCCUGCUAAUCACCUUUUCCCAUUUUUCUCUUAGCGUGUUUUUUCUUAUUGAUUUGAGUGCUUCAUUUAUUGCACAUAUCAACGCUGUGUCAUAAAAGUAAAAACUUUUUUCCAGUAGUUUGCUUUUUAAUGUUAAAGUUUUUUUAACUGAGAGAAAUAUUAUUUAUUGACUUGAAUGUUAAAUACUUUAAAUGUCUUAGAGUUAAAUAAUUUCAAAAGGCACACAUAAUAUUAAAUUAAUUGAAUUCCAUAAAUUAAAAAAAUCUGUAUUUUUGUUUAUUUUGAAUGUUUCUAUUCUUUUUUUUUAAACACAUCAUUCAAAUGACAAUACUUUGAAUAUUUCUUAAAAACACUGGAAAUGUUUGCUCUCAACUUUUAUAUAACAGCUUUUCCAAAAUAUUUUAAGGUCGUAGCACUUAAAACUUUAUAAUUAAUAACUAAAGAAAUACAGUUGCCUAGUUUCUUAAAAAAUGUAACGAGGCAUCUAUGAAUGCUCCUUGAUAGGACUUUACAUUAAAUAAAUGUUUAUUUAAGCUUUACUGGUUUCCUUUUCAAGGAUAGUAAUAAAGUUUAAUUUACUUUAAAACUUUUUCUAACAAUUUUUAAAAACUGUGUAAAUACUUCUGUGAUCAGAAACAGCAAAAAUUUGCAUUAGGCUUAUUAAUGGUAGAAAAAAAUCACUGAGAAACUUACUUGGAUAGAAAAUUCAGCAAGCUGUGUGGCUUUUUCCCUCUUGUUUAUUUAAGUUUUCUUUUCUUAGCUCUUGUUAUGACCCUACAAUCUUUCAAAGCCCUUAGCUUCUGGUUGGUGCUGUCACAGCUCAUCAGAUUUACUCACGAGACCCGUACAGAGUGUCUGGUGAAAAAGAGGAAAGGAACAUAUGUGCUGCUGUGUCCUUGGCAACUUGCAGAAGGCUGAAUCACGCAAAUGAAAACGAGGCCCAUUGUAGAUUUUCUUCUUGCAAACUUAUUUGAUCUUGCCGUUUUCCGUUUUCAACGUGCUCCCCCCUCUUCUGUAUCUUAUAUUUUAGUUCUCUCUAAAAAAUAAUAGAAAUUUAGGAAUGCCCUGUAAGCUACCGUUUUUUCCCUCAUAUUGCCAUUCCCAUGUCUCCAGUGCAUAUAUACUUAUAGGAGUAUAUGGCCAGUCAUUUCAUUAAAGUCCAAAUAUUUAAUACAUGAAAGAGCAAGACAGGAUAAUCCAGCAACUUAGAAUCAGAACUAGGACUACCUUGUUUUGAAGGCUAUGUGAAAAAUUUUUUUAAAAUCUCUUAUUUUUCUUGUCUUUUUUGGGGAAAGUUUGUAAACUCAUUACUAUUUUGUCUCUAUAAUUUUAUUUAUUAACAUAAUAAAUAAAUACAAAUUAUUAGUCUUUGGAGAAAUUAGUCUUUUGAAAAACUAAGAAGUAAAAGAUUCUUUUAAAAGUUUGCCCCCAGUAUUAAUUGCUUUCAUUAUUAUGGGAUGUUCAAAGUUUUUAACUUUAGCUUCAGAUUUAUGUAUCAUUGAUUGUAACUUAAUGACCUACACUGGUCUGAAGUGUCAUCUUGUAGCCUAAUUCUUUAAGCAAUUGUGACCUUACAGACUAGGAAGGAGGGCAAGCAGCAAACUUCCAGAUGCCGAGUAUAAGGUUGCAGGAUCCCAAGGGUAUAGAGGAAUUCUUCUGGUCCAAAGGGAACCGUGGAGGAGGGGAAAACCUAGAAUCAGGAAAGUGUAGCAAAGCAUUCCUGUCCUUUGGCAUCGUAGGCUGCCAGUGACCAUCUUAACUCUUUUUGAUAAAACCUUCCCGUUUAUUGGGUCUUCUGUCCCCCUACAUCUCACAGAUACAGCUUUAUUUAGAAUUGGAACUCAGUGGUAACAUGGCAUUUCCUUCACAACUUACUUAAAUAGACCUUAAAGGUAAUUAAUUAUUUUGGGCAGUGUUAGCUGCUUCUUUGAAUGCUGGUUUAUUUUAUGGGCAAGUAUGUGUGUGGUUUAGUUUUUUCUUAAUUAAAACUUUAAGGGAGUGGGUUUUAAAAAUCUAAACGUUUGAUGUUUUAAAAAAAUGUAACUGGUCACUUUAGUAGUUUUUUUUUUCUAUUUUGAAAAACUCUAAUGUUUUCCUUCUUAACUGUUUCAAAGUUUGUCUUUUGGGAAUUUUUUUGUUCAGCAAACAAGAAAUAGGUCUACUUUCCACACUCCCAUCCCAUUCUCAUUUUUAAGAAAACAAAACUAGAAAUUGUGGCUGCUUUUUGCUCUUUGUUCAGGUAUGCGCAGAGAGGAGUAUGUGGUAUCUGUAACUUGUGCUUCAUCUCUCUAAAUUUUAAAAUUAAGAUUUUAUAGCUUUUAAUGCAUGUAUUCACCAACUUUCUCCCUGUUUUUGUAGGACUGUGUAUGUUCAGUUACAGCCACAUAAAGCAGCACUUUUUAUUUUUCUGUGUAACAGUAGGUCAAAAGUGGCAGAGGUGCAUAUAACUAAGGUUGUAAAAAGUUCGAGGUGUGUUAGUCCCACUAGAAGGCUUCUGAAUAAACACUUGAGUAUUUACGUAGAUUUUUGCCCUUAAUGUAGUUUAUAAUAAAAUAUGGACUAAUAUACUGAGUAUAUUCAGUACUCUUGUUUGGUAUAAAUGAAAUGGUUAGAAAUGCUGUCAACCUAAAUGACUGACUCAAAAGCUAUGAAAUUUAAUACAGCUGAUAUUUUCUUUUUCAUAUGAACAGCUUGGAACAAAUGUUUUGCUUGUGCAAAUGAGAUGGCUAUUAUGAUGCAAAGAAGCAUCUUGGAAAAAAAAUUUCCUUUUUCUGUUUUAAGUGUUCCAGCUAAAUACUGCAACAAUUGCAAGCAGAGUCUGGAGAUUUUUCUUUCUUGCUUCUGUUGUAUGAUAUAUUUUAGCAAGUUCUCUUGAGACUAUUAAAAUGUCUUGGUUUUUAGGACAUGUGAUCAGGUGGGGAUAACUUUGUCUAUAGAUGCAGUGGGUUAGCAGUUAGAUUUUGCAUGUCUUCUCAUUUCUUUCUAGUUUCUCUGACCCCGGGUAACCUUUGGAAGGACCUUUGGUUCUUCUGAAGGCAGGAGUGAAGGAGGUUUGAGCAGGUGACUGAUGAUCACUGUCUCUACAGUCCACAGACAAUAUACGAAUUACUUUAGCAGUCCCCUUAGUCCCCUCCUCCCACUCCUCCCCCCUUAAACCAACAAAUGCAAAUAGCUUCAUCCCCAUUUGCUAGAAAUUCAGGCUUGCUCAGGCAACAUGGGCUUUGUUGACUUGCUUUCUCCAGAAAGGCAAUUUUAUUCCUGGUAAGGAGCAAGGCUAUCCUAUCAUUUGGAACCUAAAUCACCUUAACGGUAAAAACAGCAACAACUUGUUUCUCUGGAAUAUUGAUAAAGUUCCUAUUGUAAAGAAUAUAGCAAAAACAGAGUCUUCUCCUUCCGAAGCAAGCCAGCAUUCAAUGCAGUCUCCACAGAAAACUACUCUAAUAUUACCAACACAGCAGGUCAGGAGAUCAAGUCGAAUUAAACCACCUGGACCUACUGCAGUCCCCAAAAGGAGCAGUUCUGUUAAAAAUAUCACACCAAGGAAAAAAGGUCCAAACUCAGGAAAAAAGGAAAAACCUUUGCCCGUGAUAUGUUCUACAUCUGCAGCUUCUCUAAAAUCGCUGACCAGAGACCGUGGCAUGUUAUAUAAAGAUGUCGCUUCUGGGCCAUGUAAAAUAGUGAUGUCUACAGUCUGUGUCUAUGUAAACAAACAUGGAAACUUUGGCCCUCAUCUGGAUCCCAAGAGAAUCCAGCAGCUGCCUGACCACUUCGGCCCGGGCCCGGUGAAUGUGGUGCUUCGCCGGAUUGUGCAGGCCUGUGUGGAUUGUGCCCUUGAAACUAAAACUGUUUUUGGAUACCUGAAGCCAGAUAAUCGUGGAGGAGAAGUGAUAACUGCCUCCUUUGAUGGGGAAACUCAUUCCAUCCAGCUCCCUCCAGUGAACAGUGCAUCAUUUGCUCUUCGCUUUCUUGAGAACUUCUGCCACAGUCUGCAGUGUGAUAACCUUUUGAGUAGCCAGCCUUUUAGUUCUUCCAGGGGUCAUACUCACAGCUCUGCAGAGCAUGAUAAAAAUCAGUCAGCAAAAGAAGAUGUAACAGAAAGGCAAAGCACCAAACGAUCUCCUCAGCAAACUGUACCAUAUGUUGUUCCUCUCUCUCCUAAGCUCCCCAAAACAAAGGAGUAUGCGUCUGAAGGAGAACCAUUGUUUGCUGGGGGAAGUGCCAUUCCCAAAGAGGAGAAUCUUUCAGAAGAUUCUAAGAGCUCAUCACUAAAUUCAGGAAAUUAUUUGAAUCCUGCCUGUAGAAAUCCUAUGUAUAUUCAUACUUCAGUCUCCCAGGAUUUUUCUCGAAGUGUGCCAGGCACCACAAGUUCACCACUAGUUGGGGACAUAUCCCCCAAGAGCAGUCCCCAUGAAGUUAAAUUCCAAAUGCAGAGGAAAAGUGAAGCUCCAAGUUAUAUAGCUGUACCUGAUCCCAGUGUCCUGAAACAAGGCUUCUCUAAGGACCCUUCAACCUGGUCUGUGGAUGAAGUGAUACAGUUUAUGAAACAUACAGAUCCUCAGAUAUCAGGCCCCCUCGCCGACCUCUUCAGGCAACAUGAAAUUGAUGGGAAGGCUCUGUUCCUACUCAAGAGUGAUGUGAUGAUGAAGUAUAUGGGGCUGAAGCUGGGGCCAGCAUUAAAGCUGUGUUACUACAUUGAAAAGCUUAAAGAAGGAAAAUACAGUUAAAAAAAUGUGUAAGUUUAGAUUGGACAUAAUUCUCAGGUGUACUGUUAACAUUUUAAUUUAAAAGUAUUUCUCUUAGCAGUUUUUGUUUUGUAGACAGUUCCCAUAAAAAUAUUUUAUCAGAAUUGCAGAACUGUAGUAACAGUUCAGUCAACUUUGUUUUUUUCCUGGAGUCACCAACCAGCUUUGGGAGACACAGCCGCCACUCCCCCAGUCUACUUCUUUAAAAAGCAUUUAACAGGUUAGUAUUGGCAUAUUCAAAUUGGCAGUUCUUUAUGUCUUUUUAAAUUUUCAUUGUACAGUUUACAAAUAUACUUAAUGUAGUUAACAGAGAAAAACCUUUGAUUUUGGUUAACCUUUAUAUCUAGAACCAAAACAGCUAAAUCCCAAAGGGGAAAAUAUCAGGGAUUGACAACUUCUAUAAUUAAAUCCAUGAGAAUUUUUCCUCACUAGAGAAUUUAAAGGUGCACCUGUAGAUAUCAUCUUUUCUCAGAUAUUUUGUGUGAUACUCUGUGGUGUUCUGUUCAUGUUCUAUCAGUAUAUCUAGAAAGGGAAUAGCCAUAUAAAUUAUUUUCCUUUUAUUAUUUCUCUGUAUGUUGUAUUUGAUCAUAUUUAAAGGAAAAAAGCAAGCUUAUAAGCUUUCAUGAAGUGUUCUUACCAGUUUUUGAUAAAUUUUUUAAAUUAUAGGAUAGAAUUGUCAUUUUAUGCAGGAGAUAUUUAUACUACGAGGGUUGUUUGGAUGGAGUCAGAUUAAAUUUUUUCAGUGAAAUUCCUAUUAUUUUAAAACUUUCCAUAUUUUCACUACGCUUGGACAUUUAACUAGGCAUUCUUUUCUUACAUCUCUAUAUGAAGAUACCUGUGUCCAAAAUUUUUGAAGAUAUAUAUUGUAUGUGUUUAUUCUUCAUAUGGUACUUUACCAUAUUUAUAUAUUGUUUUAUACCUGUAGGUUUACACACAAGUAAAUCUUUUUUUUCUUGAAUUUAAUCUGGCACUUUGCACUGCCACAGAGGUGACGAUGAACUAUGUAUAUAGUUAGAUGUUUUGAUUUCGUAAAAAAUAUAUGUCCAUCGUUUGCUAUCACCAGUACCUCUCAGCUUACUCUUCAGGGGAUAUGAAACAAUCUGUAGAUUGGUUUCCAUACAGGGAAGUUCUCUGUCCUAUGCAAUGUUUCUAAUUAAUUUGCUUAGUUCUGAGCCAUUUAUUCUGCUACACUUUGAAAGAUAUAUUAGUUCUGACUUAUUGUUUGGGGCUUUAUUUUAUUUUUAUUUUUUUGAGAUGGAGUUUCACUCUUGUUGCCCAGGCUGGAGUGCAAUAGCUCGAUCUCGGCUCACUGCAACCUCGCCUCCCUGGUUCAAGCAAUUCUCCUGCCUCAGCGAUUACAGGAAUGCACCACCACGCCCAGCUAAUUUUGUAGAGAUGGGGUUUCUCCAUGUUGGUCAGGCUGGUCUCAAACUCCUGACCUCAGGUGAUCCGCCCACCUCGGCCUUGCAAAAUGCUGGGAUUACAGGCAUGAGCCACCAUGCCCAGCCAUGUUUGGGGCUUUAUUUUAUAAGUUAGAACUUUGAAGAGGAAAUGGUGCUAUAUGUUUAUUGUUAUUACUUUGUGUAACUUUGAUGUAAUGUUUAUAAGCUAUGAGAAUCAGUUAUAAAAGUAUUAGCCAUUUGUUGUAAAUGCCAAUAAAAUAUUCACCAGGGGCAAGAAUGUACAUUUUCUUUUUAGAAAACCAAAUGUACUUUAGACAUGAAUGCAACUAUUUAAAGAAUAGCUUCAUUUAUGUUAUUCCUUACAUGUCAUAAGAUUCUUACUUAAACUUGGUCUUCUUUCAAGUUGUUUGUAUGAAGAUGCUGUACCCACUUGAACAGUCCUCAGGUGUUUACAUAAAUACUAUGUUUUACAGUUUUCAUAUUUUAAAAUAUUAAUAAAGUUAAUCGCAACGAUUCA